This is a messenger RNA of Candidozyma haemuli, 3018 nucleotides long. RefSeq names its product Gef2p (gene GEF2). The transcript has a single exon. NCBI's taxonomy places the organism in Eukaryota, Fungi, Ascomycota, Pichiomycetes, Serinales, Metschnikowiaceae. Gene Ontology annotation, cellular component: early endosome; Golgi apparatus; membrane. Bases 1 to 3018 code for a protein of 1005 amino acids. Gene Ontology annotation, biological process: transmembrane transport; chloride transport; proteolysis. The record is from RefSeq and is a predicted model, not a curated record. Gene Ontology annotation, molecular function: voltage-gated chloride channel activity; aspartic-type endopeptidase activity.
AUGCGGCCAGCGCCAAAACACUCGAAGCUGACCGCAGACGGGCUUGGCGUGACCAUUCUGUUGCCGCCUGGUAAUACAAAUAAGGGCAGUGUAACGCUUCCUAGCACGCCACUCAGAGGACCCAAUACUUCAACACGGGGCGUCAAUGUGGGCAAACUGCCUAGAACGGAAGAGUUUGGCUCUUCGUUGGAGAGGAUCCGGCUGCUCAAUAAAAUCGGCCUUAGGUCGCCAAUGUUGGACCGCCACAGACCGUCCCAUGGGCUUGAACCGUUUCCCUCUCGCCAGUUUGAAGAGCUCCAGUCUGUUCAUACCCAUAGAACUGUGAAGACUAUGGCUUCACGGAUUUUCUCCAUUGUACAUACCCCUUUGUCGAGUUUCAAGCGGUACUACGACGACUUUACCACCAUAGACUGGGCCAAGGCGUUCAUUCUGAUGAAUAUGUUUAACUAUGGCCUUCACCACGGAAUGAUGAUUAAACAGGGAGCUGCACCAGACCCAGAGAGUGGUGAUGAUGGCGAUUCUGUCUUUCAAACGCCCCUUUCGCUCCUCCAGAAUUCGUACCUUCUUUUGGGUAAAUGGGUCUUGAUUUGCAUCAUUGCAUUUUUCUUUGCCGUCAUUGCAUUCUUUAUUGAUAAGUUUGAGGUGCUUUUUGUUGGGUUUAAGCAUGGUUACUGUAAGACAAACUGGUUUGCGUCCCAGGUGUCGUGCUGUUCCCUUCCCGUAGACUCAUCAAGCGUGUUUUCCAAUGUUACUUCAGAAUGCCCAGACUGGGUCUCGUGGUCUACUUUGCUUGAAGGCAACAGAUUGAGCAAAUACGUGAGACUUGAUUUUGCCAUCUACGUUAUUCUCACCUUGGCAUUGGCUCUUUCUGCUGGUAUGAUUACACUUACCACGAAAAUUCCAUCCAGACUUCCUCAUUUGAAGGAUGAAAGUCCAAUCCUGACCGCCGAUUCCACCUAUGACGAUUAUAAUAUGGAUCCUGAUUGCCCUGAGAAAUCUGCCAAAGUUAUAUAUUCCGGAGCAGGCUCCGGUGUCCCUGAAGUUAAGACGAUCUUAUCUGGUUUCGUCAUUAGAAGAUUCUUGGGAUCAUACACCCUUUUUGCUAAAACUGUGGCUUUGAUUUUUGCAAUUGCAUCGGGAAUGGCGCUUGGUAAAGAAGGGCCUUACGUUCAUUUAGCUACCUGUGUGGGUAAUAUCUUCACCAGACUCUUCCCUUAUAUCAAUGGCAAUGAUCUUUUGAAAAAGCAGGUUCUUUCUGCAUCUGCAUCUUCGGGGGUUGCCCUAGCUUUUGGCUCCCCGUUGGGUGGUGUCUUGUUCAUUUUAGAGGAGAUCAACCAUUACUUACCAUCGCAUCAAUUAUUCCUCAUCUUCAUUUGUGCCAUGACGUCUACGUUAUUCCUUAAAUUCUUGAACCCAUAUGGGACUGAUAAAACAGUGUUGUUUGAGCUUAACUAUGAGUCUGACUGGAAAGCUACCGAGCUUCCAUUCUUCGUCAUCAUUGGAAUUGCAGGCGGUUUGUUUGGCGCUUUCUUUGUUCGCUUCACCAAAUGGUGGCCAAAGACUUUCCGCCAGCUUCGGUUUAUCAAAGGCCAUCCAAUGGUAGACAUCUUCUGCGUUGCAUUGGCUACCGGAGUGGUAACCUUCUGGAACCCAUAUACAAAACAGGCGUCCUCAGAAUUAGUCUUGGAUCUCGCUACGUCUUGUAACAGACAUGAAUUAGAUACAACCUUGUGUCCAACUAACAAAGACCAAUUCGUGGCUGAAUUCUGGCGCUUGCUUGUUGCAUUUGUCAUAAAAAUCAUCCUCACGUUCAUUACAUUUGGGUUGAAGGUACCAUGCGGCAUUUAUGUUCCAUCCAUGGUUGUUGGAGCACUUUUCGGAAGAUUAUUCGGCAUGGCUAUCCAGCUUGCAAAUAAAAGAUUUACGCUUGACGAGCAUCUUAAUAUCGAGGUCAUGAACUACAUUUGUGCUGAGAAUUCAGGCGAAUGUGUGGACUUGGGUAUUUACUCAAUGAUAAGCGCAGGCGCUUUCAUGGCAGGGGUUACACGAAUGAACAUCACUCUUGUCACUAUUUUGUUUGAACUCACAAGUUCCUAUACAUAUGUGUUGCCUAUUGCCAUUGCAAUUGCAGUCGCCAACUGGGUUGGUGGUCUUAUCGAAGAGAACUCUUUAUACGAAGCCUUGCUCAUUGCCAACGAUUACCCAUUCUUAUCUCCUGAAUCUGAAGCAAUUGAUCCAUUUGCUUCUGCUGGUGAGCUUUUACCUGAUGGAGAUUUCUGCAAGAAAGAAGACAGACAUGAGCUCGACGACGAGGAAGACAGCUCCAACAACAAGGGUUCGAGUACUUCAUCUGAAGAUCCAUCAGACGUAUCCCAAUUGAGCAGUUUUGGACUUGAAGAAAAGCUCCAUAUCGAUGUCACCGAGACGCCGUAUGUCUCUACCAGAGUCUUAUGGUCGAAGCUUACUUUGUUAACCAAAAAGUCACUUUUAGACGGCUGUAUUCCUCUUAUAAAAGAAGGGGUUUGCGUGGGUACAAUGUUCUUCUCGGAGUUGGAAUUCUGUUUAGACAGAAUCAGCGAGUUUUCCCAUGAGUUCGAAAUCACCGACGAUAUCUACGUUCGGGUAUUCAAAAUCAGCCCUUACCUAGACUCAGCGUGGAAGCCGUACCUUGAACAUAACUUAAAAGCACUCGGCUUCGCAAUUGACUUCCAGCGCAACAACUCAUACAGAGACGUCCCUCCUGAGGACUACUUCAACUACAGGACCAACGACGAAUAUGUGAACUUUGAAAACGAAAGAAAAGCAUACGAAGCACAUUUGAACUCACUCACCAACGUUACUCGCUACGUCAACACAGAUCCAAUUUUCAUCAACUACGAUGCCUCGUUGACGUUGGCACAUCUUAUAUUCGACAGGAUCGGUACAAGAAUCGUGGUGUUACAAAAAGACGGAAAGUACUACGGCGUUCUCCACAAAAAAGCGCUCGUGGAUUUCUGCCGCAGACCAAAACAGCAUUAA